CUCACACAAGGAGCUUAAGAACGACAGACAUGAAGUAUGCUCGCUCCCUGUCGUCCAACGCUGCACUCGCUGGCUUCUGCGCCUCUCUCUCUCCCGCAUAUUCUUGACAGCCAGUGUUAGCGCUCCGGCACCCCUCCACUUCGCUGUCUGAACACAUAGAUAACGAUGCGCUGGCUUCGGAGCGCGACCCUCUGGGCCCUGCUUGCGCCCCUCUCGUACGCCGUGGUGGAUGACCCAGCCAUUGAGGCCGCCCCUUAUCACAAAGAGUUCGUCCUGUUCCGCAGCGCCAAUAUGGCCUCUCCGGAUAAGCUCUCCAGCGGAAUUGGCUUCCACUCCUUCCGCAUCCCGGCCGUGGUCCGGACCAGCACGGGACGCCUCCUCGCCUUCGCCGAGGGUCGUCGCCAUAACAACCGAGACUAUGGCGACAUCAAUCUGGUCUACAAGCGGACGAAGACUGCUGACAACAACGGCGACUCUCUGGACGACUGGGAGUCCCUCCGGGAGGUAGUCGGCUCCGGCCCAGGCACAUGGGGUAACCCGACCCCGGUCGUCGAUGGCUACACCAUUUACCUCUUUAUGUCCUGGAACAACGGCAGCUACAGCCAAGAGGGCAACAAUCGGCUCCCCGACGGAACCAUCACCAAGAAGAUCGACACCACCUGGGCGGGCCGCCGCCACCUGUACCUCUCCGUCAGCACAGACGACGGCAACACGUGGUCGAAGCCCGAGGACCUAACCGAAUCGCUCACCCCAGACAACUGGGCAUGGGAUGCCGUCGGCCCAGGCAUUGGCAUCAAGCUCACGACCGGUGAGCUCGUGGUCCCCGCGCAGGGGCGCAACAUUAUCGGCCGCGGUACGCCCGGCAACCGCACCUGGUCCCUCCAACGCCUGACCGGGGCCGGAUCCGAGGGCACGAUCGCGCAGACGCCCGACGGCAGGCUGUACCGCAACGACCGGCCCGGCGACGGCGACUACCGGCGCGUGGCGCGAGGGACGCUCGCGGGCGGGUUCGGUGCUUUUGCCGACGACACCGGCUUGCCGGACCCGGAGUGCCAAGGGUCGGUGCUGCUGUACAACCUGGCCGACGACAAGGGCCCGGCGCGGACCGUGUUCAUGAACUCGGCCAGCAAGUCCAGUCGGCGGGCGAUGCGGGUCAGGAUUAGCUACGAUGGGGACGCGGCCAAGUGGAAUUUUGGACGCGAGUUGAGCGACGCGAAGCUGGAUGUCGAUGAGGUUGGGAACGAGGGCGGGUAUUCCAGCAUGUGCAAAACGGCGGACUUUAAGAUCGGAGCGUUGGUAGAGAGUGACUUUUAUAAUGAUGGGAAUGGCGAAGGCUCAUAUAGGGCGAUCAUCUGGAGGAAGUUCAAUCUAUCUUGGAUCUUGCAUGGGCCCCGAAACUAGAGACACCAGACGAAACUGGUCAAUGUGUGCAAGAAGGUUACUGGGUGAAUACCAUGGAAGUAAGAGAAGUGAUAAUAGCCAAAAUGGAAG
This is a messenger RNA of Parathielavia appendiculata, 1491 nucleotides long. RefSeq names its product glycoside hydrolase family 33 protein. Gene Ontology annotation, molecular function: exo-alpha-sialidase activity. The record is from RefSeq and is a predicted model, not a curated record. The transcript has a single exon. Lineage: Eukaryota; Fungi; Ascomycota; Sordariomycetes; Sordariales; Chaetomiaceae. Gene Ontology annotation, cellular component: cytoplasm; intracellular membrane-bounded organelle; membrane. Gene Ontology annotation, biological process: ganglioside catabolic process; oligosaccharide catabolic process. The coding region runs from base 166 to 1401 and encodes 411 amino acids.